CCACGCCAUCGUUAAGAGUUCAUUAUUGGUCCGUUCGACUAAGUCUUCUCCAGUUGGCUGCCUGCCUGCCUGCCUGCCCACCUUUUCUUUUCUUUUGUUUGUCCAUCGGAACACCUGUUCGAUUAGAGUCCACUCUGAUGUUAGACAUUGAUGGCUUCCCCACCCCCAUCGUGGCCGCUAGAACGGGAAGACGAUCUGAUGCAAUGUUUACCUUGUACCAAAUACGAUCAUAAAUACGACUGUACGGGUGGCCGUUGAUCCAUGGGCCAUCGGACCUCCAGAUUUCGCCGUCUCGUCCUUCCAUCCCAUUCCGACUCUCCUCUUCCAAGUCAACGCCACACCACCAUGAAGUUAUGGACAGUCCUUAGGGUUCUACCUCGGCUUUUCAUUUCAGUUCAUUUCAAGAUUUGGAACUUCCCAUUCGUCCAGAAUCCGGUGUUAUAAUAAAUUAUGCCUGUCAAUUAAGAUCCGGGCAAGAAAAUGUUUUGGGAUUUCUCUAUCUUUAAUUAUCAUCAACAUGGCUGCCAUAAUGGAGCGUGCUGAUGAAAAUCUCCUUCCAGCUGUUUACAAGGAAGUUAGUGAGGCUUUCAGUGCUGGCCCAUCUGAUCUCGGGUAUCUCACUUUCAUACGGAACUUUGUGCAGGGACUGGCAUCACCUGUGGCAGGUAUACUAGUACUCAAUUAUGACCGGCCUACAAUUCUUGCAAUGGGCACCUUGUGCUGGGCCCUAUCAACCGCUGCAGUGGGUGCGAGCCAGCAUUUUAUGCAAGUUGCACUCUGGAGAGCAGUAAAUGGCUUUGGACUAGCAAUUGUGAUACCAGCACUCCAAUCAUUCAUUGCUGAUAGUUAUAUGGAUGGCGUCAGGGGAGCUGGAUUUGGGUUUAUGAGUCUUGUUGGGAAUAUUGGUGGCAUUGGGGGUGGAGUUCUCGCAACAGUCAUGGCUGGUUACCAGUUCUGGGGCAUUCAAGGUUGGCGAUGUGCCUUUAUUUUGAUGGCAUCUUUGAGUUCCCUUAUUGGGUUCCUUGUUUUCCUGUUUGUUGUUGACCCAAGACGAAGAAUUAGCUUGAGUUAUGGUACUGGUGAAUAUUCUGAUAGGGAAGAUUUUAUAGAUAAAGGCAACACAAAUUCAGCUUCAAUUAGGCUGGAAUCCUGGAUAGCUAUGAAAGCUGUCAUGAAAGUCCAGACAUUUCAGAUCAUUGUUUUACAGGGCAUUGUUGGUUCCCUACCUUGGACAGCCAUGGUGUUCUUCACAUUGUGGUUUGAACUAAUUGGUUUUAAUCAUAAUAGCGCAGCCACACUCCUCAGUCUUUUCGCUGCUGGAUGUGCAAUUGGAUCCUUCCUUGGUGGCAUAGUAGCAGAUGGAAUGUCAAAAAUCUAUCCUGAGUAUGGCCGCGUCAUGUGUGCACAGUUCAGUGCUUUCAUGGGCAUUCCUUUCUCAUGGUUCCUGCUCACAGUGAUCCCACAAUCAGUCAGCAGCUAUUUUACCUUUGGUGCCACCCUCUUCCUUAUGGGUCUUACCAUCAGCUGGUGUGCCACAGCUGCAAAUGGUCCCAUGUUUGCGGAGGUGGUACCUGCCAAGCACCGAACCAUGAUCUACGCGUUUGAUCGUGCCUUUGAAGUUUCUUUUUCUUCUUUUGCGGCUCCUCUGGUGGGGAUUCUUGCAGAGAAGAUGUUUGGCUAUGAUUCAAAGGCGGUGGAUUCGGUUUCAGGCUCUACAAGCGAGGCCUUGGCGUUGUCAAGAGGGCUUCUUUCCAUGAUGGCAAUCCCAUUUGGUUUGUGUGCCUUGUUCUACACACCAUUGUAUUGGGUUUUCAGCCGAGACCGUGAUAAUGCUAGAAUCGCUAACAUAAAAGAGGUGGAGACGACGUGACCAGGUGUCUAGUAAUUUUGUGUCUUGCCGACAAGCUGUGUUUUAAUGUAAGUUAACUGAUGUUGUGAGAAGUACAGCUUUGAGUUGUGGCUAGCUAGGACGUUAUAUUGGAGGUUUCCGGGGAUCUUUUUUUUUUUUUUAAUGAAUGUCCUCUCUACUCUUCAUAAUGAAGUUGCAUCUCAGAGACCAUUUUCUUAACAUAAUUCCAGACUUCAUUCUUAA
Messenger RNA from Diospyros lotus (date-plum), 2092 nucleotides. RefSeq lists its product as uncharacterized. Gene Ontology annotation, molecular function: transmembrane transporter activity. The transcript has 5 exons. Lineage: Eukaryota; Viridiplantae; Streptophyta; Magnoliopsida; Ericales; Ebenaceae. Bases 518 to 1870 code for a protein of 450 amino acids. Gene Ontology annotation, cellular component: membrane. The record is from RefSeq and is a predicted model, not a curated record. Gene Ontology annotation, biological process: transmembrane transport.